Molecule: messenger RNA, 409 nt
Organism: Drosophila serrata
Lineage: Eukaryota; Metazoa; Arthropoda; Insecta; Diptera; Drosophilidae
Product: essential MCU regulator, mitochondrial
Biological process (GO): calcium import into the mitochondrion; mitochondrial calcium ion homeostasis
Cellular component (GO): uniplex complex
Source: RefSeq, a predicted model, not a curated record
GACAUUACCCUCAUAAUAAGUUUUGUAUUUGUAUUUGAAUUUCGAAAAACGUUACAGCUGAAGCCCGGAUCCAAGAUGCCGUUCGAUAAAAACUACACAGAGUACAAGGAGCUGAAAAAAAUUCAAAAGACUAAUACACGCAUGUAUGUUAGUAUUAUAGCCACUGUCAUACCUGGCAUUUUAUUGGGCGGCUAUGCCGGCAUGAAGAUGGCACAGUUCCUCGAAGUGUGCGAUCUGUUCACGCCCGAUACCGUGGAAAAUGAUGACUAGAACCACACAUUGAUCAGGAGUAUUUAGAGCAAACCAGCCGCAUCCUGUCCUCUAUAUGUCUAUGUAUGCUAAUGUGCCGGUUCUAAACAAGCCAAACUGGAUGCUAGAAAAAAAAAAAGAGCAGUCCAGACCGGUAAUU